AUGCCUCGCCCCAAACCCACCCCCCGACGGCGCGGGCGUUCCCCACCCCCCCCAUCGCCCCCGCGGCGGGCACGCAGGCGCCGCCCAGGGCAGCGGGCAUUGCAGGAGAUCCGCACGUACCAGAGAAGCACCCGCCUGCUGCUGCGCCCCGGCCCCUUUGCCCGCCUGGUGCGGGAGCUCUGCCUCCUCUUCACCCGCGGCGUGGAUUACCGCUGGCAGAGCAUGGCCCUGCUGGCGCUGCAGGAGGCAGCAGAGGCCUUCAUGGUGAGGCUGUUGGAAGACGCAUACCUGUGCUCACUGCACGCCCGCCGAGUCACCCUGUUCCCCAAGGAUCUGCAGCUGGCCCGGCGCCUGCGAGGGCCCGAAGCGGGGGGCAUCUGA
This is a messenger RNA of Melozone crissalis (California towhee), 381 nucleotides long. Its product is annotated as histone H3-like centromeric protein A. NCBI's taxonomy places the organism in Eukaryota, Metazoa, Chordata, Aves, Passeriformes, Passerellidae. The coding region runs from base 1 to 381 and encodes 126 amino acids. Gene Ontology annotation, molecular function: protein heterodimerization activity; DNA binding; structural constituent of chromatin. The transcript is spliced from 4 exons. The record is from RefSeq and is a predicted model, not a curated record. Gene Ontology annotation, cellular component: nucleosome.